GGAGGAAUGUAGGUUAGGAUUGGUUAACUAGAAGGGGGUUGUGCAAACAUAUGAAUACCCAACAGUCUCUUACAGUCUAUUUUUCUUGUCCCCAACAGGCUGCCUGCUUUCUUUCCUGCACAAUGUUCUGGGCAAACCAAACAAAGCUGUUAGUCCUCCUGGUGCUCCUAUUUCUGGCUUUUCUCUUGUUUCAGCCAUUUUACUGCCCCAGUCACUCACCUGGUCUAAUAAGAAAGUCAAGCCAAAAGCAUGUAUUGAUCUUGUCUACCUGUCGCUCGGGCUCCUCCUUUGUGGGCCAGCUCUUCAGCCAGCACCCGGACGUCUUUUACCUGAUGGAGCCCUCCUGGCACGUGUGGAUGAACCUCUCCUGUGCUAAUGCUGGGCAGCUGCAGAUGGCUGUGAGAGACCUGGUUCGAUCAGUCUUCCUCUGUGACAUGAGUGUCUUUGAUGCUUACAUGGCCUGGGGUCCAAGGAAACAGUCCAAUCUCUUCUUAUGGCAGACUAGCAGGGCUCUGUGUUCCCCACCUGCGUGCCAUCUCUUUAAUAGGGAAGCCAUCAUCCCCCCAGCUGACUGCAAGACUCUAUGUAGCAAGCAGCCCUUCAGCAACGUACAAGAAGCCUGUAGAUCCUACAGUCAUGUGGUAAUCAAGGAGGUGCGCUUCUUCAGCCUGAAGCCCCUCCAUCCACUGCUGACUGACCCCUCCAUCAACCUGAAGAUCAUUCACCUUAUACGAGACCCCAGGGCUGUCUUUCGUUCUCGACAAAACACUGAACAGGAUAUGAUGCAUGACAACCAUAUGAUCUUGGGAAAGCAAUGGAACACAAUAAAGAAAGAAGACCAUCCCUAUUACAUGAUGAAAAUCAUCUGCCAAAGCCACAAGGAGAUCUACGAGGCAGCUCAGUUGCUACCAGACUCCCUCAGGGAACGCUACCUGCUGAUACGCUAUGAGGACUUGGUUCAGGACCCACUGACCCAAACUGCCAAAUUGUAUGAAUUUGCAGGGUUACCCUUUCUGCCUCAUCUCCAAAUCUGGGUGCAUAACAUCACACAGGGCAAGGGCAUGGGAAAGCAUCCCUUCGACACAGACUCCAGGAAUGCCCAAAAGGUUUCUCAGGCCUGGCGUUGGUCCUUACCACAUGACAAGGUAGUCAAAUUACAGAAAAUUUGUAAUGAUACUAUGGACCUCAUGGGCUACCUUCCUGUAUUGUCUGAGGAAGACCAGAGAAAUUUAUCAAUGGUUGUUCUUUCUACCCUUGAGCUCCCCUAAUACUAUGCAAACACAUGAUUUGAGUGAUGGUCUGGUUUUGUACAAUGGCUAUGGUCAGCUGAAUGCUUUGGAGUCUAAAUGUGUUUUUCAAUGAAUAUGUUGUUGUAUGUGACUACACAUGGCUGAACCAGAUGAGGUGAGAUCUUUUAAGACAGUUGUGAAAAUCGAGUAAAGCUUCAUCUACUUCAGAGUUUGAGUAGGCCUGAAGGACUUUAAGCAUUGAGUCAAGGGCAUACCUAAGUCCCCUUUCUGCUAUUCUCCCAUGACAUCAGCAUCUCCCCAUUUCAGUCAAAUAGUUGUCAUAGCAGUUUUGGCAACUAUGUACUUAUUGGUCAAGUUCAAUUUCUUGGGUAGUUUCCACAUUUAGAAUACGAGACCCUCAACCAAUAAGGAUGAGGGUCAGUGGUGGGAACGGGUAUUUGUGUUAGGGAUUAAAAGUAUUGACCCUGCCCCUGAUGGUGCUUCCUCCCUUCAACUGUCUGCUGGAAGGGUGGGACACCCUUCUCCAGAGAAUGUAUAACAAACUUUGCUUUGCUUCUAGAACUCUCCCCAGCUUUUUUAUUAAAUGGUGACCCCUCACCAUUUCUGAACCACACAUGGCCAAAGGCUACUCUCUUCUUUCUGACUCAAGACCUUGGCACUGUCUGUCCCCGUGAACUGGGAUGCUCCCUUUUUCACCAGUAUAUUUAGAAUACAAGGGAAAAUGGACUCAGGCUUAGAUAGCAUGUGUGGAAAAGGGGUGACAAGGCUCCUGAAUGCUAGAAUUUUUUUCCCUGCUUUUGGUGGGAUAUUCAAAAAGUUCCCCUUAGGUAUGGUGUAGUUUCUUUGCCAGGUUCCUUGUGAAGCCAAAAUUCUGCAUCCAUUCUGUCCUUAGCUCCCAGUGUAGACACUACUAUCAGUUGAUCCAGGGAUUAGGCUGGGCCCCAGUGAAUGGCCAACAUGCCCUGGGUUCUUUUAGCUUGCUUACAAAGGCCUUCCUGCAGCCAAAGCAUUGGGGUGGGAUCGGUGCAAGCAAAACCUCUUUUCCUCUUCCUUCCCCACUUCAGUUCUUCCCCAGGGACUUAAUGAGAUGCCAGGCUUACCCCAAUUUCUCCAAUAACUCUGCUUCUAAACUGUUACACGAAACUGGCAUGAUAAUUCCCAGAUAAGCACUGGGGCAUGACCAAUUCUGAAUGGGAUUCCUAUGUGAGUCACUCUAGUCCCCAGAGGUUUUAGUCCUUAGUCUAAAAUCUAUGACUGAAACUGAUUGAUGGGACUUUUUGUUGGAGCAUCCAAGCAGAGAUUGGGCUCUCUGCCUAACCUCACAUCAAUACCGACUUUGGUUUAUUCUUUAGCUUUCUUGUAUCUCAGGGAAAUUUUCUUUUCCUAGAAACAUCUGGGUAACAAAAUAGCAAGUUAUAUUACAGUAUCUUUGGACAGAGAGGCCUGGGGAGGGGAAGCCGGGGAAAGAGCCAGGGGGAAAGUCUGGUCUUGGGUUUUCCUUCAUUCUGGGACCUCCACUUCUAAAUGCCUCUAAAAGUAAAAGACUCUUCAAAACUCUCCAGUAUGUCCCUUCUCACGCCCAGCUCAGUCCUUUUGUUCCUUAAAAGGUUGCAGAAGUACCAUGCUUGCUCCUACUUCCCAAGUCCAGACUCUCAGAAACUCUCAGUUCUGAGACAGCUUCUUCCUUUGAUAAGAAUAAUAGCAGCUAAUUUUUAUAUAGUAUUUGUCAUUUUCCAGGCACUGUGAUAAGUGUUUGGAAAUUAUUAUCUAAUUUGAUAUUUACAACCUGGAAGUUUGUUGAUAUCAUUUCCCCAUUUUGCAGACGAAGGCAACUAAGGCAAAGCAGCAAGUGAGUUGGAGGCUAAGUGAGUUGGAGGCUCCAUUUGAAUUCAGGUCUUCCUGACUUCCAGCACUCUAUCCACUGUGGGUACCUAGCUC
Molecule: messenger RNA, 3188 nt
Organism: Sarcophilus harrisii (Tasmanian devil)
Lineage: Eukaryota; Metazoa; Chordata; Mammalia; Dasyuromorphia; Dasyuridae
Product: carbohydrate sulfotransferase 4-like
Exons: 1
Coding region: 51-1268 (405 amino acids)
Biological process (GO): protein sulfation; N-acetylglucosamine metabolic process; carbohydrate metabolic process
Cellular component (GO): Golgi membrane
Molecular function (GO): N-acetylglucosamine 6-O-sulfotransferase activity
Source: RefSeq, a predicted model, not a curated record